AGGUGGCGGUGGGGUACACAUGGACUUUGACGAGCCACCCUCCGCUUCUGGUGACGUGGCUCCUGAGUUGUACCUAGAGGGUCCGUCUAGUGGGGAGGUGGAGAUGGAGACGGAGUCUACACACGAGUCGGACUCUAGGGCUGAGUUGGAGGUGAUGGAGGAUGGGGGUGCGCCGAAGCCCUUGAAGCUUCGUGGAGAAGCUAGAGUCCCCGAUGCGAGGAAGGAGCCGAAGACCCAUGAUGACAAGGCCCUUAUCAUUCCUUCGAGCGAUGACAACUGGACAUGGGAUGCCAAGCCCCCCCGCAUGCCUAACAGCUUGCUUGGGGCUCUGAUUAAGAAGUUCUGGCCCGGCAGAUACACUCCCCUUAGCACGGUCCCCGGUGGCGCGACGAAGCUAGCCACUACUUGGGCGGACUAUGAGGAUGCCCCUGCCGUAGGCUUCGCGACAUUGCUUGAGGCUGUGACCACCAAGUUCGGGUAA
Messenger RNA from Lolium perenne, 481 nucleotides. NCBI's taxonomy places the organism in Eukaryota, Viridiplantae, Streptophyta, Magnoliopsida, Poales, Poaceae. The record is from RefSeq and is a predicted model, not a curated record.